GGCGAUGAUGGGUAGUGUAUUUUUUAAACAGUGGGCUUUGGCGUAGUGCGCAGCAGUGGACUACGCCGACCACUAUAACAUAAUGUUAAGUAAAGCGUGAUGGCGGUUAAAAUGGUCGUCUCUGCCUGAAAGCAGUGUGGACUUAGUCUUUAGUCGGGAGACACGGGCAGUUUAUCAAACUGACCGUGUUCAGGUGCGGACAUGGCGGAAGCUGGCCGCUUCUACAGUGAGCAUGAUGACCGUGUGGGUGGCCCUCAGUUCCGUAAUCGCAAGGGUCGUGGACCCUUCAGAGGUCACAUGCCCAGCCAGCCAGUACGUCAGCGGCUCCGGGGUGGUCCUGUGGGAGGCUUUGGCGCUGGACCCCGCAGCAGGCUUGAGGAUGAAGAUGGUGAUGUGACUAUGAGUGAUGGCCAAGAUGGGGUGUCCCAGCGGAGAUUUAAUCCUUAUGGAAGGCCAAACCGAAGAGAUGGCAGAUUUGAUCGAGACAAAAGAGGAGGUGGAGGGGGAUUCAUGGGAUACAGGUCAGCAGGAGGAAGUGGAGCAAUGGGGGAUGCAACAAGACUAGGUGGAGGAACAAACUCAGAAAAGUCCAGAAGUUGGUUCAAAAUAACGAUACCGUAUGGCAAGAAAUAUGAUAAGAAGUGGCUUCUUACUGCACUGCAGAAUCUCUGCCCUUUACCUUUUAGUCCAAUACACUACUCCACAGAGGGGCAGAAAGUGCAGUUCUACUUAGAUGAUGCCACCUCUGCUAAUGCCCUGUGCAAACUCACUCGCAGGAUCACAGAUACUGAAGGAUAUAAGGUGGUUGUGUUCAUGAACCCCUGCCCACCUCCUUCCUUCCUCCAGAGUGACCUUAAAGAGCAGGACCUGGAGCACUUAAAACAAUGCAUGUCCAAGCGUUUUGAUCGCUCCAAGCAGUAUCUCAAUCUGAACAGCAUUCGCACCGAUCCAGCUUUAGUGUCUCAGAACAUCGAGGUGAUUUUGAGCAGGAGGAGCUGCAUGCAGGCUGUGAUUAAGAUCAUCGAGGAAAAUAUUCCAGAGCUGGCAUGUCUCAACCUAAGCAAUAACAAACUGUACAAGUUGGACGAUCUGGCAGAGCUGGUGAACAAAGCACCCAACAUAAAGACACUCAACUUGUCCCAUAAUGAGCUAAAGUCAGAGAAGGAGCUGGACAGAGUGAAGGGUUUUAAGUUGACAGAGCUGUGGCUGGAUCGCAACCCUCUGUGUGAUCACUUCAAAGACCAGUCCACAUACAUCAGCGCUAUUCGUGAGCGAUUCCCCAGGCUCCUAAAACUGGAUGGCCAUGAUCUUCCUGCACCAAUAGGCUUUGAUGUUGAAACUGGCACUACAAUUCCUCCCUGUAAGGGCAGUCACUUUGGUUCAGACGAAAUCAAGGAAUUCAUCCUCCGUUUCUUGCAACAAUACUACAGCGUGUAUGACUCAGGAGACAGACAGCCUCUGCUGGACGCCUAUCAUGAAGGAGCCUGCUUCUCUCUCAGUCUUCCUUUCUCCAUGCACAAUCCUUCCAGGUCUAGUUUGGGAGACUAUCACAAAGACAGUCGCAAUAUUAAAAAAGUCAAAGAUCCUGCCACACGGUUCCGCUUGUUAAAGCACAAUCGACUUAAUGUAGUCGCCUUCCUAAAUGAACUCCCAAAGACUCAGCAUGACACAGCUUCUUUCAGUGUGGAUGUUAACACCUACACACAAAUGUUACUGGCAUUCACAGUGAGCGGAGUAUUUAAAGAAGUGGAUGGAAAGUCAAGAGACUCCGUUCGUGCGUUCUCUCGGGUCUUUAUCGCAGUUCCAGCCAUGAAUUCUGGGCUGUGUUUAGUCAACGAUGAGCUGUUUGUGAGGAAUGCCACUACUGAGGAGAUCCGCCGUGCGUUUGCUGCUCCAGCCCCCACCCCUUCCAGCAGCCCUGUGCCCACCCUUUCUGCCUCUCAGCUAGAGAUGCUCUCGGCAUUCUCCCAGAAAUCUGAGAUGAAUCUCGAGUGGUCUCAAAAGUGUCUGCAGCAUAGUGAAUGGGACUUCAGCCGAGCCGUGCAGAUCUUUACAGAACUCAAGGCUCAGGGCUCCAUACCAGAAGCCGCUUUCAUUAAAUGAAGAUGGAUCAACUUAGAUUUGUUUGUUUGUUUACCAAAUCCAAUUGCUGUGUGGAAAAAAAAUAAUCAGGAACUUGUUUUAUGUAAAUUUUUAUUGUUUUAUUUUCUGUUUCUUGACUUUGUAUUACACUUCAAGCUGUGCUGAGAGUUAGAAACACUAAAAGCACUUCUGUUAUUCUGUUACAGUUGCAUUGUAAUUGAUUUAUUCGAAGUGUUGCAACCCUUGUUUAAUAUUUUAAUUUCUGAUGUACCAGGAGUUCUCAAAAAUAAAAUUUAUAGUUAUCAUACA
Molecule: messenger RNA, 2391 nt
Organism: Colossoma macropomum (tambaqui)
Lineage: Eukaryota; Metazoa; Chordata; Actinopteri; Characiformes; Serrasalmidae
Exons: 21
Coding region: 202-2103 (633 amino acids)
Biological process (GO): poly(A)+ mRNA export from nucleus
Cellular component (GO): nucleus; cytoplasm
Molecular function (GO): protein binding; RNA binding
Source: RefSeq, a predicted model, not a curated record